GGGUGCGGGCGCCAGCAGGCAGCAGGGAGCGCUCGCAGCCUCAGCGGCUCCCCGUGGCCCCGGACUCUCCAGAACAAGUUCUGAAAGUGGGGGCAGGCAGUCUGAGGAAACAGGACGCUCGCUGCUCGACCGGCCUCCCGCCUUUCAACUGUCACCUCCCCCAGCAGAGUUCAACCCAACCCCCGCCUGACCCAUGCAGAAAGCGGGACUGCUGCUAGGUGGCUGGACUCGAGCGUGGAAGUCGGUGAGGAUGGCCAGCUCCGGGGUGACUCGCCGAAACCCGCUCGCGAAUAAGGUGGCCCUGGUCACUGCCUCCACCGACGGGAUUGGCCUCGCCAUCGCCCGCCGUCUGGCUGAAGAUGGGGCCCAUGUAGUCAUCAGCAGCCGCAAACAGGAGAAUGUGGACCGUGCAGUGGCAACACUACAAGGAGAGGGGCUGAGUGUUUCUGGCAUCGUAUGCCAUGUGGGGAAGCCAGAGGAUCGAGAAAAGCUGGUAACCACGGCUGUGAAGCUUCAUCAAGGCAUUGAUAUCCUGGUCUCAAAUGCUGCUGUCAAUCCUUUCUUUGGAAACCUAAUGGACACCACAGAGGAGGUGUGGGACAAGGUUCUGAGCAUUAAUGUGACAGCGACAGCCAUGUUGAUAAAAGCGGUGGUGCCGGAGAUGGAGAAACGAGGAGGCGGCUCGGUGGUGAUUGUGGGGUCCGUAGCAGCCUUCACUCGAUUCCCUGCUCUAGGCCCUUACAAUGUCAGUAAAACAGCUUUGCUGGGUCUUACUAAGAACUUCGCUGCGGAGCUGGCCUCAAAGAACAUCAGAGUGAACUGUUUGGCACCCGGACUCAUUAAGACUCAUUUCAGCAGUGUGUUAUGGAAGGACGGAUCAAGAGAGGACAUCAUAAAAGAAUACUUGCAAAUUAGAAGGCUAGGCAAACCAGAGGACUGUGCUGGCAUAGUUUCUUUCUUGUGCUCUGAAGAUGCCAGUUACAUCAAUGGCGAGACAGUAGUGGUUGGAGGAGGAACCCCUUCUCGCCUCUGAGGACCAAGAGAGACAGCAGAGGUUAACUCCAACCCGUGGGGGUGGGGGUGCAAUCCACCUUGCCUCUGUCACCCUUCCUUGCCGCUGACUAAUAUUUUGUUCACCCCACAAAAUCAGCUCUACCAGAUAAUAAAUUCCUGCCUUCUCUGUG
Molecule: messenger RNA, 1184 nt
Organism: Arvicola amphibius (Eurasian water vole)
Lineage: Eukaryota; Metazoa; Chordata; Mammalia; Rodentia; Cricetidae
Gene: Dhrs4
Product: dehydrogenase/reductase 4
Exons: 8
Coding region: 194-1033 (279 amino acids)
Biological process (GO): retinal metabolic process
Cellular component (GO): peroxisome
Molecular function (GO): carbonyl reductase (NADPH) activity
Source: RefSeq, a predicted model, not a curated record